UGCACCAGUCACCGACCCGGCGGAUAUCUACCCCGAGUAAGUACGACAUGGCCAGCUCACAUAGAACCACGAGAAGAUAAAGCCUGCCGCCGAAUGCUACCCACGUGGAUCCCAUGUGUGUGUGUGCUAUCAAUCCUGCUGUGGAUGACUUGUACCGGUAUUUCCUCACUACGAAUAGAUACAUAUGUAUUCGACGACUGGGGUAACGAGACGAACUAUAUCAGGAUGCUGAUGGAGAAGGAAAUCGCCUCAUGGACACGAACAGUGAAUAUUCCCGUUUCUCUACAUUUCACAGCCAAAAGCCUCACCAUAGACUACAAUUUGUUUGCUGAAAAUGACCGGAUCGAUGACGUGAACGAUUGGAACAUUGUCCUGGACUUAACGACAACUAUUGAUCUGAUGAAUUGUGGUGCAGCAAUGGCAAACAACGUACCCUACAUUACAUCGUCAUCUGAAGCGUCAUCAGACUGCCAUCCAAUCACAUUUCGUACCUCCCCUUCCAACAUUUUACAACCAGUCGUAGAUAUGUUUGAAAUAGGCGGCACUACAUCUGAAGUUAAACUUCUUCUUUUGGAUUCAGGCUACGAACUGGAUCCCAGCAUAUUUGACACAAGGAAUAAUAGCGAGAGUGAAGUCAUGGUUUAUAGCAUUAAUGAAUUAGUAUUAGAGGAGAGAGCAGCUAGACGCCUACUAAUCAACGCGAGACGAGUAAUAAUACUCGCUCCUUAUCUACAAAUCUUACAUUUCUUUAAUCAGAUGGAACAGACAGUUAAGAUGCUGAAAAAUGAAUGGAUUCUAUUGCCAGUGGACUCCGAAACCUGUCCGGGACAUCUGAACAUAUCGUAUAUCUGUAUCGAAGGCUAUUAUACGGCAAACACAACGCGGCUGUGGAUGGAUGCUUUAAAUUUCAUCAAAGGUGCUGUAAAAACGUUAGAGCAGGUGGAUGCUAACACGAAUGAUACCGGAAUGGAAUAUUUCAAUUGGUAUUCAUCAUCAAACAGAAGCCAUCAACCCACAAUCAGCAUAUCAAAGCACACGUCAUUUAAUAGUUCUAGAGUGGUAGGAGAGUUCGCCGCAGGACGGACAACUCUUUAUGAACGUCCAGAAGAUUUAUUUGAACCCCCGCCACCACCAGUGUUAAAGGUUGUUGUUAUACAUGAACCUCCCUUCGUUCAGCGUGUAAUACAAGACAAUGGAAGCGUCAGCUACGAGGGCUACAGCAUCGACGUCCUACAUGAGUUGGCAAGAAGGAGCGGAUUUAAAUACGAGAUAUACGAGGUACCGGACAAUGAAUACGGGGUCCUGAGGUCAAACGGAACCUGGUCAGGGGUUAUCGGGCAAGUGGCAACAGGAGCGGCCGACAUGGGGGCAGGUCCAAUAUCGGUGACAGCCGAGCGUGAGGCUGUGAUCGACUUCACUGCCCCAUACUACGACUACGCUGGACUUCAGAUCCUGACAAAAGACACCAGGGAACCACCGUCUCUGUUUGUGUUCGUCACUGUCUUCACGGAACUGGCAUGGGGUGUAUGGCUGAGUCUCCUCAUCGCCACAGUCGUCAUCCUUUGUGUGUUCCAUAGGUUAAAAUAUAAAUAUCUUACUGAGGAAGACACGGGAUGUGAUUCAAAAGAGAAGUUUACCAUUAAAAACUCGUUCUGGUUCGUCAUCAUGUCCGUUGCUAUAGCAGGUCCAGAACAACACCCAUCGAUGACGUCCACACGUCUAGUUGUUGCUGGGUUCUGGUUCUUCUGUCAGAUUAUAAUGAGUGCCUACACUGCCAAUCUAGCCGCGUUCUUAACGUCAUCGCGUCUAGCGUCGCCAGUCGAGUCCCUCGACGAUCUGGUGACCCAGUCAGCCUAUCAAUACACGGUACAGAAAGGAACAGUAGGCGAGACGUACUUCCAGAGAAUGGCAAAGAUCGAGGCGGGUUUCUAUAGUUAUUGGAAGGAUGUGAGUUUUUCAACAGACUCUAGUUCUGCUCUUACACAGUACGCUGUGUGGGACUACCCGCUGGGAGACAAAUACAUAAAACUCUGGCAGUCAAUGCAGGAGACUGGCUACGUGUUAAACACGGAAGAAGGCAUCGCCAAGGUUUUAGAGGGCAAUUUCGUCCUCUUCCAUGAAACUCCCAUCAUAAAGUUUGAAAUGAGCCGAAGGUGUGGGCUGCUCUCCGUGGGAACGAUGUUCAGUGCAAAACCUUACGCUUUCGUCCUACCACAAAAUUCACCAAAUGUAAAAGAUAUAUCUAGUGCAAUACUUUCAAUUCAGUCCACAACAAUACUGACAAAGCUCAAGGAGAAAUGGUGGGAAAGUAACAAUAUCACUUGUCCAAAUAACGACGACAGCGAUGGUUUGACAUUAAAUGCCGUGGGUGGUAUGUUCAUUGUGAUAGGCGGGGGGUGUCUUCUCAGCGUUCUCAUCUUGGGUGUGGAGCUUCUCAUCGCCAAAUGCGGAAAGUCGUCUGUGCCUUUCCUCGCUGGAAAAGAUAAAGUUGAAGAACGUGACGUUCACCGAAUUUCACACCAGACGAAUAAAUCCGGCGAUAUCAGUGAUGUAAUGUUAUCAAAACUGCGUUCAUCCGAAGUACAGGACUCGGUAAAUACAUCUAAUCUAUAGAAAAAGAUUUCCUGUAAACGAAACGCAACGUAGUAAAUCAAUUACAAUGUUAUACAUGUAUAUGCACUCUGAAUUCGUCCCUUUGUAC
Mizuhopecten yessoensis (Yesso scallop) is the source of this 2701-nucleotide messenger RNA. RefSeq names its product ionotropic receptor 25a-like. The transcript has 14 exons. The record is from RefSeq and is a predicted model, not a curated record. Gene Ontology annotation, biological process: modulation of chemical synaptic transmission; synaptic transmission, glutamatergic. Bases 94 to 2613 code for a protein of 839 amino acids. Gene Ontology annotation, molecular function: transmitter-gated monoatomic ion channel activity involved in regulation of postsynaptic membrane potential; glutamate-gated receptor activity. NCBI's taxonomy places the organism in Eukaryota, Metazoa, Mollusca, Bivalvia, Pectinida, Pectinidae. Gene Ontology annotation, cellular component: postsynaptic membrane; plasma membrane.